AGGUGCAGUGUAAGCUGCAGGUACUCGCUCAGCUGGAUAAGCCUUUAACCAUGGAAAGAAGGCUUGUAAAAAAGGAAAUGAAAAAGCUCCUGAGAAAGCCAGAAGAUGAUCUGGCCUGUCUCCUGCCAGAGAGAUCUCAAAUGUAGUGCAAAUCGGGAUGCUAAAUCUCUCAGGAGGAUGUUUCUGCUGGCAGCAUGCAGAUUGGAGGUGUCCCCAUUCUACAGCCUGGGAGCAGAGCAGGGCACGGGGAGAUUAUAUUGGCAUCAGACUUCGGGAAAAUGAAUUUGAUCCAAAAGGAAGAAGGCAACCCACCUUUCUAGAUGAUAUGGCACACUAUGACUUGGCCAUCAGCGUUGCUUUGCAAUGGCUGGAUCACUCCGAAGAUUUAACUUGGCUGAAGUGGGAAGAAGUGAAAAUGCCUCUUCAUGAUCGACCCAGAUAUCCAAACCACAGAGAAAGAGAAGCAAUGAUUUUAUCAUCUUAUGCUGGAAUCUUAAUGAACAGUAUCCCAAUUGAAGAAGUCUUUCAAAUUUAUGGGGCUGAUUCUUCUGCCAAUUCUGGUACUACCAAGGUCCUCACUGAGUUGCUGAGAUUGGCCUCAAACUCAAGAUCCUCCUGUCUCAGUCUCGGUGUGUUGCUGGGUUUACAGGUUCCCCGAGCUCCACUCUUCCGCCUCUCUUUGCACCCUUUUGCCAUGUUAACGGCACCCAAAGCAGCAGAGUAUGCCCGCAAACAGAGUGUCAAGUUAAGAAGGGGAGCAAUGAAUAAAAAUGCCACCAGUGGCUCUACAGAGGAAGCAAAUGCCAGGAAGUGGAAGUCAUCAAAGUGUUUUUCCGGCACAUCACCAAAGAACACAGUCACUUAGAAACUUGGACUUGGACCAAGGAACUUCAUAAUAGAGUCUCUGGGAGCAAACAAGAAACAUCAUCUUAAAAUUGCAUCUCUUGCUGGCACAUUUUUCUUUACAGUUGGCUUUUGAUUCAGACAGCUCUGAAAGUUAUUAUUGAGGUUGAGUUUCUUCUCUUAGAAGCAUAUUGCACAGCAAAAUUUUGGUAAAAGACAAAAAUGUGUGUAUCUUAUGCUACUUCAUUAUGACUAAAAGACUUGGAGAAUUCAGAGUACCUAAUAUUUCUAUGUCAGGCUGGCUUUGUAGCACAUUUUACAAAUAUGUAGUAUUGAGUAUUGCACAGUAGUACAGUAGGAGACAGUUUUCCAAAGUUUUAAUGCAAAAUAAAAUUAAUCUAUCCUUAAUUGAUUUAGCUAUGUCCUAAAAUGAAAAAUAUUUAAAAUUGCAUCAAUAUAGUUUUUUGUUUGUCUGUUUGUUUUGGUAUUGGGGAUUGAACCCAGGAGCUCUUUAUCUCUGAGCUGCAUCUUCACCCCAUUUUGAUUUUUUUUUUUUAAUUUUAAAACAGGGUCUCACUAACACACUUAGGGGCUGGCUAAGUUGCUGAGGCUAGCCUCAAACUUACAAUCCUCCUGCCUCAGCUUCCUGAGUCACUAGGAUUACAGGCAUGCGCCAUUACAUUCAGCUUCUCAUCAAUAGAGUUUUAAAAGAAAAAUGGAUGCAAGUUUUCUCUCAGUAGAAUAUAAGAACUACUAGGAAAAGAAAAUGUUCUGUUCUUUCAGUACUUUUUCAAAAUGCCGACUAGGCACAUGGUUUAGCCUGUCAAGAUUUGUAAUGACAGUUGGAUCAAAUGAAUAUCAGUACAGAUCAUACCUUUCUCAAGGUUUGGGUAUGCCAACUUUCUGAAGAAUAGUUUCCUUAGCAUGUGCAAAAGCACCUGUGGGGUUUUUUGACUGAAAAUGGUGAUGUUUCCAUGUGGGCUUGUGGCUGGGGCGUCCAAACCAGCCUUUGCACACUGGAUCUGAUUGUAGUUGUUUUUGAGAUUUACCAGGAGACUUGCAACAUUAGGAGGGAGAAAGGAGUGGGAAUUGGCAACCUGUGGUCACUGUAGACACUGUCAGGGGACUAGCCUAGGACUUUGUACAGAUUUUUUUUUUUAAUCUAGCUCUGCUAGUUAUGAGAAAAGAUCUUUUCUUUGUGGCUAUUUCUGUCUCUCCUUUUGCCAUCUGCAUACUGGCUGUAAGUGUUGCCUGAGGGUUUUUGCAAAUAGCAUUGUGAAUGUGCUGCUAGCCAUAGUUAGAUAUCUUUCUGGAGUCCCUCCAUUGGUCUGAAGCACAAAGGUGUUUGAUUUCAUCACACCACAUACACAGGGGAUGGGAUGACAAAGGACCAUCUGAGGUUUGGAGCAUCCUCAAUCCCUGCAUAUCUGAGGAGUGCUUCCAAACAUGUCAAUUGGCAGCAAUGGAGAAAGCUCCUCAGGCAGUCACCUGGACUCAAUGAAACAGUAACACAAGCAAAUCAAAACAUGAAUUUUAAAAACAAAAAGCAACCCUAGAAGAAGGGCCGUGGCAGAAGGGGAGUGAAAGCACAUGUGGGUUUUUUUUACAGAAAAUGGUGAUGUUUCCAUGUGGGCUUAUUGUCCUGCUCUUUGAGUGUCUCAGACUCUUGGGAGAUAGCUUUAUUUUUAGCUUGAGAAGUGUUUACUCUCAUGACAAAACAUAUCUAUUUCCAAAAGUGCUUUUCACCAUUAACUCAAAUUCAUACAUUUAAAAACUAAUGUGAUUAUUGUUAUCACAUGAAAUUGCAAUAUAUGUUUAUGAUAGAAACUAAGGAAAUAGAAAGCAGCAAAAGAAAUAAAAACAUAAAACUGAGACCUGUAAUCUUUCCAUUCAUCGAUAACCAUGAUUGACAUUUUAGUAUAUACACAGUUCUAAUCAUUUUAUCCUAAACAUGCUAAAGUUUUUAAAAAUCAAAACCAUAUUAUGCUGAUGAAGAAAUGCAAUUGUCUUUUGAUUAAAGGAUAUUUUAAGAUCUUUUGUUUCCCCUUUGCACUUCAAGUCCUUCUGGAGUUCAUAUGAUUUCCGGUGAGCUCCCUCGGAUGGAACCACCAACCUCCAUCUCAGCAGCCUCUAUAGGCGAACUGCAAAAUGCUGGGCAUGUAAUGUAUUUCUAGAGAGCUGCAUAGGAUGAGAAGUGCGCCCUUUGUCUCCAAGGUCAUAAUGGCUCUGCUGACUUUAAUUCCUUUCACUGGAGCUAAUGAGGACGACUCGAAAAUGCCAGAGAGAAUGAGAGCCCCCUGCCCCAUGAUCCCAAAUGAAAAAAAGAGAGAACACAGAAAUCCCCUUACGCUUUACCCCCACGUCGCUUUUGUGUUGUUCUUGCCAACACAGCAGCCAUCCUGAUAUAUA
Molecule: messenger RNA, 3252 nt
Organism: Marmota monax (woodchuck)
Lineage: Eukaryota; Metazoa; Chordata; Mammalia; Rodentia; Sciuridae
Gene: CUNH2orf80
Product: chromosome unknown C2orf80 homolog
Exons: 10
Coding region: 158-865 (235 amino acids)
Source: RefSeq, a predicted model, not a curated record